This is a messenger RNA of Dentiscutata erythropus, 173 nucleotides long. The record is from the annotation of a GenBank genome assembly. NCBI's taxonomy places the organism in Eukaryota, Fungi, Glomeromycota, Glomeromycetes, Diversisporales, Gigasporaceae.
AUGCGUCUCAAAGAAUUGGAAAGUUCUCUUCAAAAUGUUGCAGUGUUUGAUAAGCCAAAAAUUGAAUUGGAACAAUAUUGUACAACACCACACCUUGCGGCACGCAUGCUUUUCACUGCACAUUUCAAUUAUGACGACAUUGAAAGCAAGACUAUUGCAGAUUUUGGCUGUGG